Messenger RNA from Daucus carota subsp. sativus, 1679 nucleotides. Its product is annotated as origin of replication complex subunit 2. The record is from RefSeq and is a predicted model, not a curated record. Gene Ontology annotation, molecular function: DNA replication origin binding. Gene Ontology annotation, cellular component: nuclear origin of replication recognition complex; nucleus. The transcript is spliced from 7 exons. Lineage: Eukaryota; Viridiplantae; Streptophyta; Magnoliopsida; Apiales; Apiaceae. The coding region runs from base 328 to 1407 and encodes 359 amino acids. Gene Ontology annotation, biological process: DNA replication.
ACCAUUGACCAGUUAUGUGGUGUUGGGGAUCAAGGUAUUCGGAGAAGUCAUAAAAUAGAUUAUAUAAGUUUGGCAUAGUGUUUAUUUAUUAGUAUAGAUAGGUGACGCAGACUAAGCACUUUGUGAGAACACGGUUAGAGGUAGUGCGGGUAUUGAGAUUCGGUGAUGGUUGUCCAAUCAAUUGGAACUGUUUGAGGAAUUUUAGUUGGAGUGAAUAUACAGUAAAAAAAAAAGCUGCAUUACUUGUUAAUUGAUGGGAUUGGAGAGGAAUUCAAAACGGCUAGAGGUAUUGUGACACCCUUGAAAUAAUAGUUAACAGCUACAACUAUGGAGAGUACUGAUUUUGAUGAAGGUGAUUUUGAGUUUUCAAGAAACUACUUCCUAGCUAAAGAGUCAAGCACUUCUGUGAAGAGAUCUACUCAUAAGCUUUCUGAUAUCGAUAUUGUUGAUGAACAGGAGCUUCGAGAAGCAGUUUCCAAUAUUGAGCCUAAACACGAGAAAGAAAUUGAUUUACUGAUUAAAAGUUACAAAUGUUUGUACUCCAAAUGGGCUUUUGAGUUAAGGGCUGGGUUUGGUCUCCUAUUGUACGGUUUUGGAUCUAAGAAAGCAUUGAUUGAAGAUUUUGCUUCAACAACCUUGACUGGAUAUUCUGUUUUGGUGAUCAAUGGCUAUCUUCAGUUAAUUAAUCUUAAACAGGUUUUAAUUACAUUAUGUGAACUGCUUGGAGACCAGUUAAAGGCACAGCGAAAGACUCCUUCAGGGAGCCAACGUUCAUAUAAUGCCUUGUCCAUUGAUGAUCUUAUCGCUUUUCUAGAUGGACCUCACGUGGAUGGGAAUGAAUGUUCCAUUUGUGUUGUCAUUCACAAUAUUGAUGGGCCUGGAUUACGUGACUCUGACAGUCAACAGUAUCUUGCAAGAAUUGCUGCUUGUUCUCAUGUUCGUAUGGUGGCUUCCAUUGAUAACGUAAAUGCACCGCUUUUGUGGGACAAGAAGAUGGUUCAUACACAAUUCAACUGGUGUUGGCAUCAUGUUCCUACUUUUUCACCAUACAAAGUUGAAGGAACCUUUUAUCCAUUGAUUCUUGCUCAUGGAGGAACCACCCAAACUGUCAAGACUGCUACGAUAGUUUUGCAGAGUUUGACGCCUAAUGCCCAGAGUGUAUUUAAAGUUCUUGCAGAACAUCAACUUGCCCAUCCUGAUGACGAAGGUUUUCCUGUCAAUAAUCUUUACUCAACCUGUCGAGAGCGGUUUUUGGUGAGUAGCCAGGUUACACUGAAUUCUCACUUGACGGAAUUCAAAGAUCAUGAGCUGGUGAAAUUCAGAAAAAAUUCUGAUGGUCAGGACUGCCUGUACAUUCCUCUAACAACAGAAGCACUUGAAAAGGUUAUCGAGGAGAUCAGUCAAUAGAGGAUAUAAGCCGUGUAAGUGAUAUCGCUUAUGAUGGUAAUUACCUACAUACUGGUUAUCUCUACUUAUCAGUUUCUUUCAUAGAGAUCUGCAAGUAGUAAUGCAGAAACGAUCUGAUACAUUAAUAUUUAGCUUUUGCUUAAAGUGUAGGGCAAAAUAUCUUUAGCAACAUCAGUGUUCAUUCCUGUCAUCUAUGUUAGAAAGUUUUUUCAUGGAAAUGUCGAAAUACUGUAUUAAGCAAUAUUUCAAAAACUGAUGUGUUUUAGAUUGCA